CUCUGAGCCACUCUGUCCCUCAGGUUAGAAAUGCGCCCUUUCUGGACCACGAACGACGGCUGCGAGAGAUUUCUUCCCACACGCCGUCCUCGACAUCGCCACACUCUGCGAUAUGUAACUAACAUCUGUCUAUCCAGUCCGAUGACGAGCGUUUCGCCAUUAACCUCAGCGAUGAGAGCUUCGAGACCUACGAGCUCGACCCUCCCCCCUACACCCUCGAGGUGACCAAGAAGGAGCUGAAGCAGAUGUACUACGACAUGGUCAGCAUCCGACAGAUGGAGAUGGCCGCCGAUCGUUUGUACAAGGAGAAGAAGAUCCGUGGUUUUUGCCACUUGUCUGUCGGACAGGAGGCUGUUGCUGUCGGCAUUGAGCACGCUAUCACCAAGGAGGACGACAUCAUCACCUCCUACCGAUGUCACGGCUUCUCCCUGAUGCGAGGUGGCACUGUCCGAUCCAUCAUUGGCGAGCUUCUUGGCCGACGUGAGGGUAUUGCCUAUGGAAAGGGCGGUUCCAUGCACAUGUUCCACAAGGGUUUCUACGGUGGCAACGGUAUCGUUGGUGCCCAGGUCCCCGUUGGCGCCGGUCUGGCUUUCGCCCACAAGUACGAGGGCCGAAAGAACGCCAGCAUCAUCCUCUACGGUGAUGGUGCCAGCAACCAGGGUCAGGUCUUUGAGGCCUUCAACAUGGCUAAGCUGUGGAACCUCCCUGCCCUCUUCGGCUGUGAGAACAACAAGUACGGCAUGGGUACCUCCGCUGCCCGCUCGUCUGCCCUGACCGACUACUACAAGCGUGGCCAGUACAUCCCUGGUCUCAAGGUUAACGGCAUGGACGUCCUGGCCGUCAAGGCUGCCGUCAAGUACGGAAAGGAGUGGACCGCCGCCGACAAGGGCCCUCUCGUCCUCGAGUACGUCACCUACCGUUAUGGUGGCCACUCCAUGUCCGACCCCGGUACCACCUACCGAACCCGUGAGGAGAUCCAGCGCAUGCGCUCCACCAACGACCCUAUUUCCGGACUCAAGCAAAAGAUUCUGGACUGGGAGAUCACUACCGAGGAGGAACUCAAGAAGCUUGACAAGGAGGCUCGUGCCCACGUCAACGAGGAGGUUGCUCUCGCCGAGGCCAUGGCUGUCCCCGAGGCCAAGCCCUCGAUCCUGUUUGAGGACAUCUAUGUCAAGGGCACCGAGCCUCAGUUCAUCCGCGGCCGAACCACCGAGGAGAACUUCUACUUCAACAACUAAGGAAGGAGGCGCGAAGGGGCUGAGCCGUACCUAUAAUGAUUCCUAACUUGUUGCCUUUUGUAAUAUACAACCAUGACUAGAGGACUAAAUUGGUCCAAAUGGACACGGGCGAGAACCCAUGUUUACUUCUUGUGAGAUAAUGAAGGGCUACGCUAGGGAUCCUGAAGAAAUAUCUCUGCCGUAAUAAGACUCAAACCACUGAAUGUUGGGGGUGAGGUUGGGGGCACGAACAGUUGGUGGCCCCCUGUAAUAUGGACCAAUGCACAAAUGCUACAGCACCUGCCUAGAGGCACAGGCAGCAAACGCCCUCACGUGACCCGCGUCGCGUCGCUUUACUUCCUCCACCGUCGCGAAUCC
Messenger RNA from Ilyonectria robusta, 1595 nucleotides. RefSeq names its product Dehydrogenase, E1 component. Gene Ontology annotation, biological process: pyruvate decarboxylation to acetyl-CoA. Gene Ontology annotation, molecular function: pyruvate dehydrogenase (acetyl-transferring) activity. The transcript is spliced from 3 exons. NCBI's taxonomy places the organism in Eukaryota, Fungi, Ascomycota, Sordariomycetes, Hypocreales, Nectriaceae. Gene Ontology annotation, cellular component: intracellular membrane-bounded organelle. The record is from RefSeq and is a predicted model, not a curated record. The coding region runs from base 246 to 1238 and encodes 330 amino acids.